AUGAGAGUGUUUGUGCAGCCGGCUCUCCUUACGGUAACGUUCGUUUACAAACCAAAACCUUUAACGAUCACGAUCUGGUUUCUCGACGAAGUACAUCGCGAAAAACUGAUCGUCCAACUAUGGAGUAACCUGAACGAUCCACGCUGGACCGAAAAAGGCUUUGAAGAGCUGGAUGAUGACAAAUCUUUGAAAGUUGUUGGUUAUAAUGACAAAAAUAGUUGCCGAACGUUUGAGGUCACGGUUCCCACUGAUAACAUUGAUGAAGGUUGGUAUGAGUUUACCAUAAGAUACAAAAUGAAAGAAAGUAAGGAAUGGCAAUGGAUAAGCGAAAAUCAAAACGGCAGAAUUUUUGUGGGAAAUGUGACCCAAGACAUAAAACAUGGGAUCGAGAGGAUAAGUUCAAUUUUCUAUCAAAAAAUCGAAGAUAAGCGUAUCGACUAUGUUUUACAAGACGAUGUUGACUGCUGGUACGUGUCAAGCGACGCCCGGUUCAAUAACGGACAACCGACAUGCGUCGAUUUUGGAAGUUUGCAGAAUGUGGUUCAAUUUUUUGCAAUAAGACGGUCUACCGUGUGGUGGACAAUACCGGUCACGGGCACCGGUAAACUGGAUAUCCAAGAUAUGGACACCUUUUACAUAUUGGCCCAACAAUCCACCGGUUGCUAUGUCGUAAUGAUUCCUAUGAUAUCCGAUGGAUGCGCAAGUAGUUUUCGAACGGACAAGGACGGGAACUUACAAUUGGUCACCAUAAACGAUAGUGGAAAUGAUAGUAUCGCGAAAUUUGUCAUAGGUUAUGGGAAAGAUCCAUACAUUGUCUCGCGUUCAUGCAUAGAAUUGAUCAAGGUCACCCUUGGAACUGGCGGAAAAUCUAGAGAAAAUACGAAUCAACAAUUUUAUUACGAUUACCUUGGAUAUUGUACUUGGAACGCGUUCCAUAAGAAUGUACACGAGCAAGAUGUAAUAAAUGCGCUGCAAUCAUUGGACGAAAUUGGUGUACAUGUGGGAUACGUCAUACUGGAUGACGGAUGGCAACAGUUUAAUGGGAGUGAUCAGCUGGAAAGUUUUGAGCCUAAUCCUAAAAAGUUUCCGGAUGGAUUAAAAGGAUUGAUACGCAAAAUGAAAGAAAGAUUUCAAUACGUGAGGCACUUUGGGGUCUGGCAUACUCUCUGGGGCUACUGGAAUGGAAUCGAUCCCUUUUCCAAAAUAUCAUCCAUCUAUGAAGUUGAACAGGUAAAAAAAGGGGAUCAACUAAUCUACCUUAUCACACCGAAGGACAUUCAAAGAUUUUACCACGACUUUCAUGAUUACCUAAAAAAAGAAGGCGUUAGUAUGCUAAAAGUCGAUUCACAGGGAAGUUUUGAUCUGAUUUGUAACGGAGAAACCAGACACCGACAGUGGUGGAAGGAAUAUCAGGCAGCUUUAAAGAAAAGCUGUAAGGAUAAUUUCGAAAACAGGGUAAUUUACUGUAUGGCGCAUAGCCCCAAAAUUAUGCAGUGGGUGCUAUCUGGCCCAGGAACGGAGAAUUCGGAAAAUACAAAUAAACCCUUAUUUAGAAAUACUGAUGAUUAUUUCCCCGAUGUCGAGGAUUCACAUGUAUGGCACAUAUACUCUAAUGCGAUGAAUAAUGUGUUAACAAGCAUGAUGUAUAGCUUGCCGGAUUGGGACAUGUUCCAGUCCUCACACAGAUUUAAUGAAUUUCAUGCUGCGGCAAGAGCAAUAAGUGGAAGUCCAAUGUACAUAACGGAUCCCCCACAUAAACACGAUGUUGAGAUCCUGACCAAAUGUAUAAUCAACGUUCCAACAUCGGAGCCCUUGACAUUGACCAAACCAUCCCCGACCCCCUUGACAUCAUCCAAAAUAAAGCUGUCGACGAAAUUACCGCAAAUAAUUCUCAGAAGUGAAAGCCCUGCCCUACCAUCUCUUUCAAACUUGUUCCAAGAUUCUACAAAAGUCGAUAAAUUGUUAAAAAUAUAUAAUAAAAAUAAAAGAAUUGGUGUUAUUGGUCUAUGGAAUUGUAGACAAUACGCCUUGGUAGAUCAAAUUUGUUUCGACGAUAUUCACGACCUCGAAUUCUUAAGGAUCAACGAGAAUGACAGUAGCAACCGCCAUUACAAAUGGGCAACGUACUUUUUUCAGAACAAGGAAACUUGCGUGAUCGAUUUGCUCGGAUUAGAUAAACGAAUUCCCGUGAUGGUACAGCCAGAGAAUUUCGAAAUAGUGACAGUUUCACCGAUCGAUGUCGCUACUGGACAAAAAUCCAACGGAGAUGAAUUCGAUAUCAUGAUUGCGUGUUUUGGGUUGGUCGACAAAUAUAAUGGAUCAAGAGCCGUACACUCGACUGAAUUUCUUGUUGAUAAUGUCCCACAGGCAACAAACUUGAAAAAUCAACGAGGAAAAUUGUUAUACGAAGUCAGAUUAAUUGGAUAUGGAGAAUGUGGGUUCCAUCUGGAUGUGAGAAAUGGUUUUGUGUCAAAAAUCAGGGCUUGCUUGGGGGUUAAGGUAUUAAAUGACGAAAGGGUGAUGUAUGAUCGUGAAAAGAAGUUUCUUACAAUUAGAAUGGAACGAGAGGAUAUGGAAAAAGAUGGGCGUAGAAAUAAAACGACGAAGUUAGAUGACGAUACCUUGAUGGUGAACCUGAUCUUAGAGCUCAUAGUACAAUGA
Molecule: messenger RNA, 2661 nt
Organism: Acaulospora morrowiae
Lineage: Eukaryota; Fungi; Glomeromycota; Glomeromycetes; Diversisporales; Acaulosporaceae
Source: the annotation of a GenBank genome assembly